Cricetulus griseus (Chinese hamster) is the source of this 142-nucleotide messenger RNA. NCBI's taxonomy places the organism in Eukaryota, Metazoa, Chordata, Mammalia, Rodentia, Cricetidae. The record is from RefSeq and is a predicted model, not a curated record.
AUGGCGUCUUCUCAGAGUCUGUUGAGUUUCAAGGAUGUGGCCAUCAAUUUCUCCAAAGAGGAAUGGGGAUUCCUGAAUACAUCUCAGAGGGAUUUGUAUAGAGAUGUCAUGUUGGAGAAUUAUAGCAACCUGGUUUCUGUCG